UUGGGCAAUUAAAAAUCUCAGGAGGCGUGAACUAAAAAGAAGAAUCAGACAGACAUUAUCAAUCCGGCAGGCAUGGGAGAAGAGAAAUCUCAACUUCAAUUCCGUAGUAUCCCUUCUCUCAAGACUUCUGAUUUCGCUCUCACCACCAGUGAACCUUCAUGGAGGUUGCCUUCGAGAGCGAACAAAAGCAGCGGUGGCGUUCUUAGCAAUUUCGCCUCCUUAUCGGUUGCGAUUAGGAGAGAUCGAAGGGAAUCUCGUGGAGCAUUCGCCUCCGUUUCUGUCGUGAUUCCAAAGGAAGAGGAUGAUUUCGCGCCUACUUCGGCUCAGCUUUUGAAAAAUCCCGUCGCUCUUUUGUCAUUUGUACCGAAAGACGCCGCUCUGUUUUUCGCCGGAGCGUUCGCCGGAGCUGCCGCAAAGUCAGUCACGGCACCGCUUGACCGUAUUAAGCUCCUUAUGCAGACACAUGGUGUUCGAGCUGGGCAACAAAGUGCUAAGAAGGCUAUUGGUUUCAUAGAGGCGAUUAUGCUUAUUGGAAGAGAAGAAGGUGUUAAAGGUUAUUGGAAAGGAAACCUGCCUCAGGUGAUAAGGAUUGUGCCUUAUAGCGCGGUCCAGUUGUUUGCAUAUGAAACAUACAAGAAACUCUUUAGGGGAGAAGACGGUCAAUUGUCUGUUCUUGGAAGGCUUGGGGCUGGUGCUUGUGCUGGAAUGACCUCUACUCUGAUUACAUAUCCUUUAGAUGUGCUGAGAUUGAGGUUAGCUGUUGAACCGGGGUAUCGAACCAUGUCCCAGGUAGCCUUGAACAUGCUGAGGGAGGAAGGAGUUGCAUCAUUUUAUAACGGUCUGGGUCCUUCGCUUUUAAGUAUAGCUCCUUACAUUGCCCUCAACUUCUGCGUCUUUGAUCUGGUAAAGAAAUCUUUGCCAGAGAAGUAUCAAAAGAAGACACAGUCAUCUUUGCUAACAGCAGUAGUGGCUGCUGCUAUUGCAACGGGUACAUGCUAUCCGUUGGAUACCAUAAGAAGACAGAUGCAAUUGAAGGGUACUCCUUAUAAAUCCGUAUUUGACGCCUUCUCAGGUAUCAUAGAACGUGAAGGAGUGAUUGGAUUGUACCGUGGGUUUGUCCCCAAUGCCCUGAAAAGCAUGCCAAACAGCAGUAUAAAGCUGACAACAUUUGAUAUCGUGAAGAAACUGAUAGCAGCGAGUGAGAAGGAGUACCAAAAAAUAGGGGACGAUAAUCGCAAGAAAGCAGCAGCAACUCCUCCUCCUCUUAACACAACUGAUGAACAAAGCUGAAGCCCUUUUUCCCCGUAAACCAAUUAUCUUUUCUUGCUGUUUGUGUGUGUAUUGCUUGAAUGUUUUUUUGUUUCUGUGGUAGACAUGAUUUUUGAAUUGAAUCAUGAAGCCGACAAGGCAGAGUUGGGUCCAUGUAUGGGGGUAAUAAAUAUGUCUGUUUGUGUC
Molecule: messenger RNA, 1455 nt
Organism: Raphanus sativus (radish)
Lineage: Eukaryota; Viridiplantae; Streptophyta; Magnoliopsida; Brassicales; Brassicaceae
Product: thylakoid ADP,ATP carrier protein, chloroplastic
Exons: 10
Coding region: 73-1290 (405 amino acids)
Biological process (GO): transmembrane transport
Cellular component (GO): thylakoid membrane
Molecular function (GO): ATP transmembrane transporter activity
Source: RefSeq, a predicted model, not a curated record